GCCGCAAGUGGGAGGCUGAGGGCGGCCCAUUCUCCCUGGCCGCCACGUCGAAACCCCGAAGAACAUGGUGGGUGGAGUACCCUCCCGAGCCAGCUCUCUCCGUUCGACGCGGCGGCGGAGAUGCGCCCUCCGCCUCGGAAGCCUUCGUUCCGCAAAAUGACCGAGCAGAGCCUGGCCAUGUGCACCGAGAUUCUCGGGAGUGAAACCGGGGCCGACAUCUUUGAAAGCGACGAGCUUUACUCUCUCGUCGUUUCCAUGGACAGGCCGGCCCCGGGUUCACACAAACAAGCGGACGAAUCGUUCGAUUCGUCCGGCUCGAGAGGGAAUGAUAAUAAUAAUAGUAAGAAAAAGUGUUACUCAAGAGGCGAUUGCAACGACUUUCCGCCUCCACUGACGACGAUGCGGGGCCCGGCUUGUCGCCGGCUCACAUGUCGGCGUGAAGGGGGAAGGCUGGUGGUCGCGGCGGCCGACGUCCUCUCGAGGCAAUCUUUCCGGCAGGUGGAGGCGAGCAGCGGCCGCCUCAAGAUAUUCUUUUACACAAACGAGGGGAAUACGAGUAAUUGUUCCGGCGACAACAAUAAUUACGACGGCGGGGAUAAAGAUAGUGAAGCAGACGCCGCCGGAACAGUAGGAGAAGAGAAUAUGACGGAGGAAGAAGACGGUGAGAGUGAAGCGGAGGAUAGGGGCAGAUUGGGUGUUGAUCAGGUGGAAAUGGGAAUGAAGAAAUGUGUGGUGGCGGCGGCGGCGGCGGCGGCGGCGGGGCGGAGUUGCAAGGAAGGCGGCCAAGGCAUUUCCGAAAUUUUCGGGAUCCCCGCCCACAAUCCAAAAUUAUGUCUCUAUAGUUAGCUCAUUUACAUUUGUUUGUUAUGAUGAUAAUAUUUUAAUAUUUAAAAUUAAGACAUCAUAUUUUUUGCCAUAAAAGGAAUAGUCACAU
This is a messenger RNA of Cuscuta campestris, 934 nucleotides long. The record is from the annotation of a GenBank genome assembly. NCBI's taxonomy places the organism in Eukaryota, Viridiplantae, Streptophyta, Magnoliopsida, Solanales, Convolvulaceae.